GGCUCCGACCAAACUCUCCGUCUAAUGUCACCCAGUCGCGAUCGCGGUGUGCCGUGAGAUAAGCUUUCGAUGGCUGCGUCUUGUGGGUGGACGUGACGGCGCCCCGAUGGCCCUUUUGAAUUUCUCAGCGACGCCGCCCUUCGUGGCGACGCCCAACCCCCCAAUCCCCAGUUUCUACCAACCGCCGGUGCCCUACUCGUACCCCGUGCCCCAGAAGCCCUUCGUCAGGGAGGACUUCGGCGCGCAAGGGGGGCAUCCGGGUUAUACCAAAGUUACCGAUGAUGGUACUAAGACUAAAGUGCACGCGGUUAUCGAUUAUGAUUACGACGAUGAGGAGGAGGAACUGCCCCCGGUUACCCCCAUUCAAGGGCCGAUUUUCAUUAAAAAUGGUUCUGUUCCUGUCGUGCCGCUUUACUCACAUCCGGUGCUCAACAAUGGCACUUUCGUGCAGAUUCCCAUAUUAUGGACGGCGUUAUCCGUCGCCUUAGGUUUAGAAUUACGCGGCGAGUACAUUCGUGGCGUCCCCUGUAUAAAACGUCACCAGCAAUUGUUCUGCCCCACGGCGGGAAAUUCCUAUCCAUUAGAUCGUAUAGAGUUAUUCAUAGACGAGAACAAGGCACUGAUGAAGAGGAUGUACGGGGAGUUCGACAUGGGAAGCCCCGGCGGUGAAUACGGACCUGGCCGGAAAAGGAAAAGGUCGACAAAGCCGGGCGUGCCGGAUCUGCACUUCGAUCCCGGACCGGAUCCGGGCGGAAAACCCGGAGGAGACUCUUUUUUUAGCCAAAUCAGAAACACAAGACAGAAUUUUCGCAACAACCAGAGCUCGGAAAGCGGCCGAAUCGACGCCUGCGAGAGCAAAGUCGAAAUCGUGACGCCGUAUUGGGCCUCGAAUUCCGCCGGAAAAAUCCGGGCGAUCGUCAACACGCAGCAUUUCGAACAAGCGAUACAUCAGGAAGUGUGCGCAAAAGUGAGGACGAAUCGCUGUUCGGGCGACUGCGGAUGCGAGCAGAAGUACAAGUGGCACCGGCUGCUGGCCUAUGAUCCGGAUAACGACUGUAAAGGCAUUUUUAUGGAUUGGUUCCUAUUUCCGUCUUGUUGCGUGUGUCGAUGCAACCCGACUUAACUAAUUUCAAACAUUCACAAAUAUAGGCUUUCGGGGAGUAGAGCACGGGCGGGGCUAAACCAAGCCACGCCCAUGCACCUACUUAGGAAAUUUAAUACUCAAUGUGCCAAAUUCACAUCCCUACUAACUCCUUCCAUAAAAUUAUUAUUGAUACAAAGAAAAUGUGCAAUCAAUUCGUGACUGAUCUUGUAAUUUUUAUCUAACGUACCAGUCAGUCUUGUUCUCGGUUACGAGUUUCUAGUUACCACUUAGAAGUAUUUUAUGAGUUAUUAGGUUAUUUAUAAAAUGUAUAAAAAUAUUUGAUUAAUGUCAUAAGUUGUAGCAGAUGGCUGCCAUUUUGUAAUAAAUUAUUUGUAAAAUAAAUACACGAUCACUGUCUAA
Tribolium madens (black flour beetle) is the source of this 1504-nucleotide messenger RNA. It is a transcript of the gene spz3, whose product is annotated as protein spaetzle 3. NCBI's taxonomy places the organism in Eukaryota, Metazoa, Arthropoda, Insecta, Coleoptera, Tenebrionidae. The record is from RefSeq and is a predicted model, not a curated record. Gene Ontology annotation, biological process: central nervous system formation; regulation of Toll signaling pathway; innate immune response. The transcript is spliced from 4 exons. The coding region runs from base 107 to 1123 and encodes 338 amino acids. Gene Ontology annotation, cellular component: extracellular region. Gene Ontology annotation, molecular function: Toll binding; growth factor activity.